Messenger RNA from Diaporthe citri, 1581 nucleotides. RefSeq lists its product as uncharacterized. Gene Ontology annotation, cellular component: mitochondrion. The transcript is spliced from 3 exons. Gene Ontology annotation, molecular function: acetyl-CoA hydrolase activity; acetate CoA-transferase activity. Bases 1 to 1581 code for a protein of 526 amino acids. Gene Ontology annotation, biological process: acetate metabolic process. Lineage: Eukaryota; Fungi; Ascomycota; Sordariomycetes; Diaporthales; Diaporthaceae. The record is from RefSeq and is a predicted model, not a curated record.
AUGGCGAGCCCUGUAGCCUCGGCGGCCUUGAAGGCGCGCAUUCGCCGCCCUUCGAUGCUGAACAAGCUCUGCCACCCCGAGCAGCUGCUGCCACACUUCCCCACCGGCUCAUACAUUGGCUGGUCCGGUUUCACGGGAGUUGGAUACCCAAAGAAGAUGCCCACGUACCUGGCCGACCACGUCGAGAAGAACAACCUCCAGGGCAAGCUGCGGUACAGCCUGUUCGUGGGCGCCUCGUCCGGUGCUGAGACAGAGAACAGGUGGGCUGGCCUGGACAUGAUCGAGAGGAGGAGUCCGCAUCAGGUUGGAAAGGCCAUCGCCAAGGGUAUCAACGACGGCAGGAUCAACUUCUUCGACAAGCACUUGUCCAUGUUCCCCGUGGACUUGGUAUACGGUUUCUACACAAAAGACAAGCCCAACAAGAAGCUCGACGUCGUGGUGGUGGAGGCAACUGAUAUCUUGGAGGACGGCAGCAUCGUCCCGGGCGCGUCCGUUGGAGCCACCCCUGAGCUGGUUCAGAUGGCCGACAAGGUCAUCAUUGAGGUCAACACCUCCAUCCCAAGUUUCGAGGGCCUGCACGACAUCACAAUGACCGACCUGCCCCCCAAGCGAAAGCCAUACCUGAUCAUGGGCGUCGAGGACCGCAUUGGCACGACGUCGAUCCCCAUCGACCCCGAGAAGGUGGUUGGCGUGCUGCACUCCGACUACCGUGACCAGACGCUCCCCAACUCGGCCGCGGACGAGGGUUCGCAGCAGAUCGCCAACCAUAUCAUCGAGUUCUGGACCCACGAGGUCAAGCACGGACGUCUGCCCGACUCUCUGCUCCCAAUCCAGUCUGGAAUCGGCAACAUCGCGAACGCUGUGGUUGGAGGACUGAAUGACUCUAACUUCAAGAACCUGAAGGUGUGGACCGAGGUCAUCCAGGACACCUUCCUCGACCUGUUCGACUCGGGCAAGCUGGACUUCGCGACGGCCACCUCAGUGCGCUUCUCUCCCGACGGCUUCAAGCGUUUCUACGACAACUGGGAGGCGUACCACAACAAGCUGCUCCUCCGGUCGCAACAGGUCUCCAACUCGCCCGAGAUUAUCCGGCGGCUAGGCGUCAUCGGCAUGAACACGCCGGUGGAGGUGGACAUCUACGCGCACGCCAACUCGACGUGCGUCCUGGGUUCGCGCAUGCUCAACGGUCUGGGCGGCUCGGCCGACUUCCUGCGGUCGUCCAAGUACUCCAUCAUGCACACGCCCUCGACGCGGCCGUCCAAGACGGACCCGCACGGCGUGAGCUGCAUCGUGCCCAUGUGCACGCACGUCGACCAGACGGAGCACGACCUGGACGUGGUGGUCACCGAGGCCGGGCUCGCGGACGUGCGGGGCCUGAGCCCGCGCGAGCGCGCCCGCGUCAUCAUCGACAAGUGCGCCCACGACAUCUACCGCCCCAUCCUCAAGGAGUACCUCGACAAGGCCGAGUGGGAGUGCCUGCGCAAGGGCAUGGGCCACGAGCCCCACCUGCUGUGGAACAGCUUCGACAUGCACAAGGCCCUCGUCGAGGAGGGCAGCAUGGCCAAGGUCCAGUGGAAGUAG